Pyricularia oryzae 70-15 is the source of this 4769-nucleotide messenger RNA. Its product is annotated as histone-lysine N-methyltransferase. The transcript has 3 exons. NCBI's taxonomy places the organism in Eukaryota, Fungi, Ascomycota, Sordariomycetes, Magnaporthales, Pyriculariaceae. The coding region runs from base 471 to 4307 and encodes 1278 amino acids. The record is from RefSeq and is a predicted model, not a curated record. Gene Ontology annotation, cellular component: Set1C/COMPASS complex. Gene Ontology annotation, molecular function: histone H3K4 methyltransferase activity; protein binding; nucleic acid binding.
GCUGAGCUGUCUGACUGGUCUUGGCCCGCUCGGUCGGCAUCCUUGACUGCCACUUUUUUCAAUUGCAUUCCCGCGGCUGGCUAAGCCAAUCCUGCAUUUUCAUCCGCACCCAUCCAAUCCAGCCCAAAACAAUCGCUGCAGACCUGUCGCGGCUGCACCAGACAUCUUUUUGACAUCAAUUACCUCUUAACAACGACACCGGGCUCUCUACCACCUGACCUCGACCUUGGCACCGGCUAGACAGAUCAACGCAGGCCCAGAACUUGGGUUUUGAAACCGGACACCGCUGUCGCGUAGUUGGGGGCCGCGAUCACUUUGCGCGUCACUUCCAACACUCGGAUCCCUUCCACCUCGACACCCCUCAAUCAGUCAGCCGUUGAACAACUCCCAUGUCUGCAUGCUGAUCAUCCUACACUCGCGACUUGUCACGGUGGCGGUUGGCAGGAGCGGGCUGUCGUGUCAAUAAUAUAAUGCCUCCGCCGCCCUCGAGCUUCACCGCAUGCUUUCCGAAUGCGCCCAACUCUGUCGUGAACAGAGCACGUGAGCUCGAGAGGUCCAAAAGGCGCUCGGUUGACUCCCCUUCCGUGUCGCGCGGCACUAGGUUGGAUACCGGACGGACAACACCAGCAUCACGCCCCGAAGACGACCCUGCUGGCUUCGUGGCGUCCCAUACGCGCCUCAGCGAGCCUGCUUCCGAUGCGCCCGGUCCAUAUAUUGAUGACAGCGAGCUUAUCCCAGGCGACAUGCUGAAGACCGUUGGCUCGGCGAGCUCGCACGCGAGCACAAGCUCAUCUAUAUUUAGCUCAUCCUCACAUUCCCAGAACGCCAUGGCUACGUCAAAGGAUUCAAGUAGUCAUGUUACGCCUCUCACGAAUCCCCGAUCGCCACCACCCUACUUCGUCACCUCAGAUCCACCCAAGCCGUCAGCAUCAACUCCUCUCGGCCUCGAAAAGCUUGAGGAUCCAAUUUCUUUGCCGAUACCAGGCUGCACAGCACCCAACGGGGUCCAGCCUUCGUCGACUGUGGCUAUCAUCGAACGUAUCCCUGCUCGAGAUAUCAACCGCUCUGUGCUUGGCUUGGCCUGUACAUAUGAUCCCUUGCUCGAUCGCUCUGCCUCUGCCGACAAAAAGAAGACCCAGCCUAUAUACGCUGAGUUUGGAAUCGAAGAUGAUGACCACCCCCCUCCAGAUCCCCGCCAAGCCAAGGGCGGAAGGCUCAACUACAUCAAUGUCGACUAUCACCACCCCAAGGCUCGUUUAAGGCAUGCACCUUACAAUCUUAGGCCUUACCCGUACGACCCCAAGAUGGCUGUUGGGCCAGGACCACCUACCCAGAUUGUCGUGACUGGAUUCAAUCCACUUAUCGCCUUCUCCAAGGUGACUGCAAUCUUUGGUUCGUUUGGUGAUGUUGCCGAGAGCUCGAACAAGAUGCAUCCCGAGACCGGCAGUUAUCUUGGUUUCGCAACGUUCCGUUACAGAGACGCCAAGCCAAAUCGCAUGAGACCUCAACCAGUAUUUGCGAUAGACGCCGCCAAGAGAGCGGUGCGCCAAAUGAACGGGCAGCGUAUCGAGGCGCACCAAAUCCGGGUUGAGUAUGACCCGGAUGGCAGGAAGAGUGGCCGCAUGAUGGAGGAUGUGCUGAAAAAGGACAAAGAGAAGAUGCUUGCGGCACAACAAAAGAUCCCAACCGCACCCAGAAGCGUCGGUACACCUGCCACUGGAGUACCUCCAACUGCCCCCAGGGGCCCAGCCGCCCUGCGACAGGGUUCAAUGGCGAACUCUCCCAUGGAUCCCACCCGUCUAGGUGCACCAUCUGGAGCCCCCCAUCCUGCUAUCGCCCACCGCCAAGCUGUACUUGCCCGCGUGGUGAAGAAUCCUUUCAUCUUUGUCGCCCAUAAGUCCGUUCCCGUCUCGCCUUUGACAGUCCCGCACAUGAAGAAGAGAUUAAGGGGCUUUACAAUGGAUGACAUCCUGAUCAUCGAGAAGUACGGCUACUAUCUCAUAUUUGCCGAUUCCUCCUACGGUCGUGACCAAGCGGAACGGUGCUAUAAGUGCACUAAUCACUCGCGAUUCUUCGAUUACGACAUGAUCAUGUCUCAUCAUCCGUACGGGACCUCUGGUGUCCCACCAUCUCGCAAGGAUGACGGGGACAAAACAGAACGGCGACGGAGUAGGUCAAAGGAGCGCAAACCCGCUUAUGAAAUGCCCGCGCAAGCAAAUGAUCGAAUGCGCACGAAGCGAGAUGAAGACGGGGACAUUGAGGAAGAGAAGAAGCAGCGGGCCAAGGAUUUUGAUCCUGUAUUGGAAGCCGUCCGCAUGGUUAGACGUGAAAUGACUGAGCAUUUGAUCCGCCACAUUCGCACCAAGGUUGCAACUCCAGCCGUUGUUGCAUAUCUUGAUCCAGCAAACCAUUCUGCAAAGCGCAGAAAGCUCAACCUGGACGAUUCCCAUCAUGACCUAAGUUCUGAUCUUGUCGACGAUAGCGCUGCCAAGUCACCCAUUGGCACACCUAAUUCUCGGGACGAUCCCAUCGAACGGCAAACAGCACGCGGGAUUGCAGCCCUCCCACGUAUCCGCAAAGUCAAGUAUGAGGAAGGAGCCCGCAGGCAAGAAUUCUUGGAUCCAUUUGAGCGCCGACGCGCGCCCCGUGCUCGCGUGCGACCUGCAUUCCGGUCUCUUCACCAUCGUCUGCAUGUCGAUAGUGAUAGCGAGUCUGAAGAUGAUCAGGAAACACGUGAAGCUCAUAUCGAGGAUACGGAGGAACCAGAGUCUCGGCCGCGCAGCCGGAUGAGUACAGAUGAAGAUGCAAUGCAGGAUGAUCUCGGAUCUUGGGGUCGACAAGAGGAAGACUCAAUGACAGAGGCUAGCUUUGCUGUCAAUGACGCAUCUUUGUUAGCAGGCAAAAAGAGGAAACUCGAUGUGCCAACAGAAAAGGCUCUCAAGAAGCAGAAGAAAAACGAGGAGGAGCUUUUUGGCGUGGCUAUGGAGAAGGUCGACGUUGGACUGCCUGUAACGGAUGCACCUAUUACUGAGGAUAUUGUCAUCCAGGAUGCAGAUGUUUUAGAAAAGGACGAGUCCGGAAGCUCUCGCCUGCCAACGCCCGCGCCUCUGGACGCAAAAAGCAAGAAGAAACCGGUCAAGAAAAAGAAGACCAAGAAACAACUUUUCGAGGAGCGAGAAGCACAGAAGAAGGCCGAACAAGAGGCUCUCGAGGAAGAGGAGGCAGCGCGUUUGAAGAAGGCUGAAGAGGCCAAGGCUGAUGCUGAUCCCGAGCCAGCCCCUGAUUCUACCGCACCCCCUCAAGAUGAUGUUGCCGAACGACUGCGCUUGGACCCUGAAUUGUUCCCCGACAAACUGAUGUCUGCGCUCACUAUCCCGCCCGACUUUGAGCUAGACAUUGGUACAUUGGAUUUGCUGUCUCUCGGUUUGAAAGAUCGUCCAGAUACGGCGAGGCUCAAGAGACGCUUCCAGAUCGGCGACAUCGGUGAUCCUGAGUUUUGGGUCUGGAAGCGGAAUCGCAUCAGGUGUCUCAAUGUGGAUUCUAGUUUGGAAGACUCGCGACAUCCCAGAAUCGAGGGUUACUAUGUCCCCAACGCGACUGGUUGUGCUCGCACCGAGGGUGUUAAGAAGAUCCUCAACUCAGAAAAGUCAAAAUACCUGCCGCAUCACAUCAAGGUCAAGAAGGCGCGCGAGGAACGUCAAGCCCAGGCCAAGGCGGCGCCUGGCAAGAGCCUAACAGCCGUCAAGGUUGCGGACGAUAACAGCAUCUCUAGAGGUUCCUCUCGUGCUAAUCGCGCCAAUCAUAGGCGGGCUAUGGCAGAGAUGAAUGAUCAGAAAUCGGAUGCCCUGAGGUUCAACCAGCUCAAAAAGCGGAAGAAGCCGGUCAAAUUUGAGCGUUCCGCGAUUCACAACUGGGGACUUUAUGCCAUGGAGCAUAUACCAAAGGACGACAUGAUCAUUGAAUAUGUCGGUGAGGAAGUCCGGCCGUCGGUGGCUCAAGUGCGCGAGGCAAGAUACGACAGGAGCGGCAUUGGAAGCAGCUAUCUUUUCCGAAUUGAUGAGGAUGCGGUUAUAGAUGCAACCAAGAAGGGUGGCAUUGCGAGAUUCAUCAACCAUAGUUGCAUGCCAAACUGCACUGCCAAGAUCAUCAGGGUGGAGGGCACGAAACGCAUUGUCAUCUAUGCGUUGAGAGACAUUGCACGGAACGAAGAGCUCACGUAUGAUUACAAGUUUGAGCUUGAAGAAAAAGAGGAGGACAGGGUUCCCUGCCUGUGUGGAACUACCAACUGCAAGGGCUUCCUCAACUGAAGUCAUCUGCAUUUUGUGCGGCAUGUUGUGCACAAACAGUGUCCUCCUUCCCGUGUCUCUAAGACAUGCUACUCUUGCUACCCCUCUUUGGUGGUUGGGACUUUAGUCUACCCUACGGAUGGUUUCCCAUCUUCAGCGGUCGUGACGUCUGCAUUGUGUGCGGGCCUCGCCGUUAUCUUUAACUACCUCGCUCAACGUUUCGAGGGUUUCCCUGUUUUUCUUGGUUUGGCUUUUUGAACCGGCUUUUUGUUGCUGUAAUAUCUAGUGAGCGCCGCUAGGCAUUUGGGUUGAUGAAGCCACUCGAUUCGGCUUUGAUGACCCGCGGGUUGUAUGGACCAACUGGACCGUCCAUGAAAAGCCGCAGAAUGUUUAUAUAACACUACACUAUAUACCAGGAUCACAUGCAUGUAUGUGCUUAUGUUUACUUGCCAAUUUUAUUCUCCAGUGUAAAUGUCUUUCAGA